Cyphomyrmex costatus is the source of this 3295-nucleotide messenger RNA. RefSeq names its product staphylococcal nuclease domain-containing protein 1 (gene Tudor-SN). Lineage: Eukaryota; Metazoa; Arthropoda; Insecta; Hymenoptera; Formicidae. The coding region runs from base 47 to 2737 and encodes 896 amino acids. The record is from RefSeq and is a predicted model, not a curated record. The transcript is spliced from 9 exons. Gene Ontology annotation, biological process: regulatory ncRNA-mediated gene silencing; mRNA catabolic process. Gene Ontology annotation, molecular function: nuclease activity; RNA binding. Gene Ontology annotation, cellular component: RNAi effector complex; nucleus; cytosol.
ACAAGCGCAUCGUCGUCGAUCGAUUCCCGUUGCGAGAACUGUCAUCAUGAGUGCACCACAGGCACCAGUCAAAUUACGGAACGGGGUGGUGAAGCAGGUGACAUCAGGAGACACCGUUGUUAUCCGUGGACAACCUAUGGGUGGUCCUCCACCUGAAGUAAUAAUUACUCUGUGUAACAUUACUGCUCCAAAAUUGGAACGUUGGAAAGGAAAUGACAACAUGGAUGAGACCAAAGAUGAACCAUACGCUUGGGAAGCAAGAGAGUUCCUACGUCGAAAGUUGAUUGGUCAAGAUGUCACUUUUGCAACUGAAAAGUCUGUCAAUACUGCCAGAACAUAUGGAACUGUCUGGUUAGGAAAGGACAGGAAUGGUGAGAACGUAAUUGAUACUUUGGUGUCUGAGGGUUUGGUGACUGUUAAGAAGGACAACCGUAAUUCUACGGCUGAACAGCAACGGUUAAUCGAACUGGAGAAUAUGGCAAAAAUUGCGAAGAAAGGAAAGUGGUCGGAUUCGCCGGUUUCCGAACACAUACGGGACAUCAAGUGGACUGUUGAUGAUCCUCGGAAAUUGGUCGAGAAAUUCGGCAAAAAACCAAUCAAAGCAGUAAUUGAGUUCGUCUUCGACGGCUCUACCGUGAAGGCUUUCCUCUUGCCUGAUUUUUACAGCAUAAUUCUGAUGAUCUCGGGUGUUCGCUGUCCUGGCUGGCCGAAUGGUCGUCGUGAGAAUUCUGUGGGCGAUCCUUAUGCGGACGAAGCUAGAUUCUUUGUGGAAUCGCGACUCUUACAUAGGGACGUCGAAAUAGUGCUGGAAUCGGUCAACAAUAACAACUUCAUUGGCAGCGUUAUUCAUCCUAAGGGAAACAUUGCUGAAAUUUUGCUGAGCGAGGGAUUUGCGAAAUGUCAGGAUUGGUCGAUCAGCAACAGUAGAUCUGGCGCGGAAAAGCUGUACCUCGCUGAGAAAACCGCGAAGGAGGCACGUUUACGACUAUGGAAAGAUUACAAACCGUCUGGACCACAGAUCGAGUUUACUGGCACCGUUGUAGAAAUUGUUAAUGCGGAUGCGUUAAUUGUCCGAACUCAGAACGGGGAAAACAAGAAAGUAUUUUUGGGCAGUAUUCGACCGCCGACCCGUGAGAAGAAGAACGAGGACAGCAAUAAUACUACUCGAUCGAAAGAUUUCAGACCGCUUUAUGAUAUACCGUGGAUGUUGGAAGCGCGAGAAUUUUUACGCGAAAAAUUCAUCAGGAAAAACGUAAAAGUAGUAGUCGAUUAUACGCAUUAUUAUCCGGCUAGGGAUAAUUUCCCAGAGAAGUUAUGUUGCACCGUAACUUGCGGCAAAACGAACAUUGCAGAAGCAUUGGUCGGCCGAGGUCUUGCGCGAGUGAUCAAAUAUAGGCAAAAUGACGAUCAGCGUUCCUCUCAGUACAAUUUGCUGCAAGUGGCUGAAAGCAAAGCUGAAAAAUCACAGCAUGGACUGCACGCGAAGAAAGACAUUCCAGUUCACAGAAUAGUGGAUCUCUCGAACGAUCCCUCGAAGGCAAAAGCAUUCUUGACUUCGCUCAAACGAGCGCAGGGAAUCAGAGCGGUCGUCGAGUUUGUGACAAGUGGCUCGCGGCUGAAACUCUAUCUUCCCAAAGAAGACUACAUUAUCGCGUUCGUGCUGGCUGGAAUAAGAACUCCGCGUUGUCAGAGAACAUUGCCCAGCGGUAGUGUGAUCAAAGCCGACGAGUACGGCGAGAAAGCUCUCGCCUUCACUAAGGAGCACUGUUUUCAACGAGAUGUGGAGAUCAAGAUCGAAAACACGGAAACAAAGUUGAGCGGUUUCAUUGGUUGGUUAACGGUGAACGAUGUCAAUAUGUCUGUUGCUCUGGUCGAAGAAGGUCUGGCUGAGGUUGUAAAUUUCCCGGACUCUGGAGAACUGACCAAAACUCUCAAAGCCGCAGAGGAACGUGCAAAAGCUAAAAAGCUUAAUAUUUGGAAGAAUCGCGUGGAAGCGCCAGUAGAAACCGACAAGAUUAUGGACGAAAAGGAGGGACAAGAGCGAAAGAUCGAUUAUCAAAAGGUUGUGAUUUCCGAAGUUACUGACGAUCUUCAUUUCUACGCCCAGUUUGUCGAUCAAGGUAGCUUGUUAGAAAAUAUGCUUCUACAAUUACGCCAGGAAUUAGCCGCUAAUCCACCGCUUCCUGGCGCCUAUAAACCAACCAGAGGAGAUCUAGCGGUUGCGAAAUUCAGCGGUGACGAUCAGUGGUACCGUGUGAAAACGGAAAAGGUUUCCGGUACUAAUGUCAGUGUGUUCUACAUUGAUUACGGCAACAGGGAGACCCUUAAUGUUACGCGAGUUGCCGAUCUACCUGCGCGUUUCGCGACUGAUAAACCAUACGCCCACGAAUAUGCGCUUGCAUGCGUGACUCUUCCGAGCGACACGGAUGACAAGAGAGCAGCGGUGGAUGCAUUUAAAGAAGAUGUUUUGGACAAAAUUCUGCUCCUAAAUAUCGAAUACAAGCUAAGCAGCAAUGUAAUUGCCGUGACGCUGAUGCAUCCCAGUACAAACGAAGAUAUUGGGAAGGGUCUUAUUUCUGACGGAUUCUUGCAUGUUCAAAAGCACCGAGAUAGAAGACUUACUAAAUUGAUCGAGGAAUACAAGAAAGCCGAAGAGGAUGCAAAGCACAAUCAUCGUAAUAUUUGGAUGUACGGAGAUGUAAGGCCAGAAGACGAUGACAAAGAAUUCGGGUUGUAAUUCAUAAUAAAUGCUCAAUAAUUUGGGAUAAGCAUUAUUAAUUAUAGGGGAAAAGAAAAGACAAGAUCGUUAUAAAAAAAAAAAAACAAAAUAAUAAACAACAGAAUGUCUGAAACGAGUCUAUGGCUGCAUUCGGGCAGCGCGCUAUUAGCGCCAUUUGUGUGGUACGUCCUUGUCUCACGUCUAAUGGACGACAAAGAUAAAAUGAAACAAAUAGCGCUAAUAGCGUCUCCCCGAAUCUAGCCUAUGUAUCGUUACAUAGACAAAAAAAAAUGAAUGUCAAUAUGAGAACUACAUGUUGUGUUAGUCUCAAUGCAAUUAAAUAUCUCAGUAUAUAAAAAAAUAAUUGUACAUAUAUAACUAUUUUAAUAAUUUCUGUAAUACAUUGAACAAGGUGCGCAUGCACUCCUUGAACGAGACUAUACAGCCAUUGGCUCUACAUGUAUUCUCAUCGACAUUUGUUAAUUUGGUGCCACAAAUACGAACUGUUUGAAGACCUGAUAUUUUCAAUAUGAUAUGAAAUUUUCAAUGUGCAAUUCAACAGAUACAUCAAUCAUG